AUGGGUCAACAUUUAUCCAUUGUUAAUUCACUUAUUGUUGACUGGGCUAAUAAGGAUACAGCCGAUCCCAAGUCAAACUCUAUGGCAUAUGAUAAUGAUAAUGAAAAUAUAAAUUUAUUUUUAUCGAUGAAAACAUUUGCUGAUACAACAACAAAUGAAACUCAAGAUCAUAACGAUGUUCCAAUUUGGAAUUCGGAAAAAUUAUUAACGGAACACAUUCAAAAAUAUCUAUUAAAACUUACGACAAAUGAUGAACUCACAUUGAUUAAUACAAAAAUUAAUAAAUUACUUAUAGAGAAUGGUUUCAUUCCUGUUGCUGACCGCUAUCGAAAAGCAUUUCAAGAAAUGAAAGUAGUUUUUGGCAAGCAACAACAGUUACGCGAGUCGCUGCAGAAAAAAUUAGGCGAUGAUAACGAUACAAAUCAAUUUAUAGUCUCAGAACCAUGCACUGAAUCGUCGGAAAACGAAACUGAUGCUCUACAAUUUCCUUAUUUUGCUGUAAAAUUGUUAGCAUCAUUAUUGUUAGAGUCAGUCAAAAUAAACGAAAAAGUUGAUCCAUCGAUUUCAUCUCAAAUAAUAAUAUUAGCCAAUCAAUUAUGUGAACAAAUUCCUAUUAAAACCUUAUCGUCUUUCGAACAAUCACCAGCUAGCAGAAACUUCAUCUCCAAAUCGUUGCAACCAUUGAUUAGUUGUAUUAAUGAACUAUCUUUGUCAACAGAUCCCAUUGUAGCAACACCAGCUGUGGAAAUUUUAUUAAGAUUUUUAAUUGCACAAGCAUCAUUCAGAGAUCUUCUAUUCAUCAUACAUAAAUUAAUAUUCCAUACCAUAGAUACUUACAAUCUACGGAAUUUGUUCAAAGAAAUGAAUGAUUGCUUCACAGAUAUUAGUAAGCAAUAUGAACAAGUAAAACAACAAUUAGACACAAAAACACUAGCAGGUUAG
Messenger RNA from Rotaria sp. Silwood1, 942 nucleotides. The record is from the annotation of a GenBank genome assembly. NCBI's taxonomy places the organism in Eukaryota, Metazoa, Rotifera, Eurotatoria, Philodinida, Philodinidae.